AUGGCGCCAACAGUAUCGGGGCCCGGGCGCCCGCCAUGGUUCGAGCAUGUCCAGGCCGAGAAGAAGACAAGUGUGGACAUCGUUGCCGUACCACCUAUAGGGGCGCAUCAUCAAAAACCAUGGACUACCCAUAGCUCGAAGACAACAUGGCUCAAGAGUGAAUUACUUCAACAAAUCCCUAAAGCACGGCUGUUAUUAUACAGCCAUGGCCAGAUCCACGAGCAUGAUAAAAUUGACAGCCUCGGUCAACGCCUAUUGAAUGUGCUACUAGACGAACGCAGACGUUAUAGCAGUCGACGACCGGUCUUUUUUAUCUGUCACAGCACAGGAGGCCUCGUGGUAAAGGCAUGUUUGGCUCAAGCCUCACGGGCCGAGCCGAACCAGACAAUAUUGACCAGCUGCUAUGGCAUCGCCUUUUUGGCAACACCUCACCAAGGCUCAAGUUACCUUUCAGCAGAAGAGUACAUGCCAAGUAUACGGCGAUUGCUUCAUCUUGAGCAGGAUCUUCCUGCAUCCCUCAGAGAACAGCUUCGUCCUCGACAGGACAAACUGUGGCAUCUUUCUAAUCAGUUCAAAGCUCUGUCGGCCGACAUGAAAGUUUGGUCUUUUCUUGAGACCAUCGAUUCAACGUUGACUGUCACAGAUCAUGAGUUGGGAAAUACCAUGGAGUUUCACGCGCCUAUCACCUCUAUUCGCUCCGGACUGCUGGGUAUUGAACAUGAAAAUGAGGUGCCGGUAGGAACAGACCAUAUCGGGACAGCAAGUUUCCAAGACCAGGAUUCCGCCCGAGACAACUUUCUUGUCGAUCUAGCAGACUUAGUGAACGCAUCUGUGGAACUUUCUGGUCAUAUGGAUACUCCGCUGAAUGUCGAACAAGAAGUGACAGUGCAAAUUAAUGGAUUCUUUGAGGACACCGCAUUAGGCGUCAGUGAUGAGACUCCGCUCAAGCUCUGGUCAACCCGGGUACCCUUAGAAGAGUAUUUAGCUCGUGGUCCAGGCGCAUGUCUCCGAGAUCGCCUAAAACGUGUUCAACCAGGUGGAUUCGAUGAUUCUUCUAUAAGCAGUUUCGACAGCUUACGAUCUUUCCCUCACGUCGUUCCCGGGCAAGACAACCACGAUCAGAACGAUACCCAUCAACCUAAAGAUGAACCCAGGGAUGAGCUCAGUCAUGAAUCUAGACCUUCUCGCCCACCUAUGAGUCAAAGCCGUAGCUUCAUAGCGCCAGAGCACCAGCUUUCACCAACUAUUCACAUCACAGAAGCUGCAUUGGAUGGAUUUUUUGACCGUGAUCGCCCCUCAAGUGAAAGUCCUCCUCCGCCAGUCGAGCGUAGAAGGAAGUCAUCCAUCGCCAAAGCUUUGGGUUUAACCCACCUAAGGUCUCACAAACGGAAUACAUCCGACGGCAGCUCCCAAGGGAGUAGUUCGCGUCCUCCAUCAAACUCAACUUCCACGCCCCGAAGCGCAGGAUUUUUAGCAGUUCCGCCCUCUAUACGAGAUCGCAUUAAUCAACAAGGCGACAUGCCGGAUAUUCCUCGAUCAGUUCCUCGGUUUGAUCGACCCGAGCCUGAUACCGAGAAACUCCUUUGGAUUCAUGUUCCGUACACGCAUACCGGAUGGGUAUCGCAGGUCAUUCGUCGUGCAUGUGAAGAUCGUAAAGAGCCAGAUUUCCCGAGAAAAUUUAUCAAUGACAAGAAUUGGUAUUUGAACCUCAACCGAGCUCGACACUUAGAGCCGCAUGCUCGAUUUGUGAAGCCUCGGUGUUUUCAUUCCCGUCAGAUGGAUGUUUCUUCAGGUAAUAAGUCAGUAGAAUUGGAAGAUCCCCAACUAGCUCUCUAUACCCCAUACCUCCAUUGGGACACAUACCGAAACCUCAUCCAGCGCCGCAAAGUACUCCAGGAUCGCCUUCGUCAAGGCCGCUCUCGUCCUGUUCCACCCCGAAUCGCCAAAUCAAGUCUAGAAGCUCAGUUAAUCUGGCAAUACCUAGGCUUAGCGCGCGAUGACGACCAAAUGCUCUGGAAGCGAACUCGGCGACCGGCCCGAAUCGACGAGCAACUACGAGAAUACCUCAAUGCAGCGAGCGAUGAUCCCGAAGACUCAGAACCAACAGAGUUCAUGGAUGGAAAUGUACUAAUGGUAGACCAGCUCUGGCUCUGGAUAGUAGACCAGAAGACUAUCGUGACGUUUUUCCCUAAUCAGGAAGCUACCACGUCCACAGGGAAAUUGUUCGAACAGUCCAAUCUGCACAGCAGUAUCUAUAAUGAAUUAAAUGGUGACUUGGCGCGGCGAUUUGAAACAGCUGGUGAUCUUGCUGCGCUCAUAAUGCUACACGCUGUUACUGUUCUGCUUGACCGGACCCUUCAUCAUGAUCUCCAAGUUCUUCGAAUAUUUGAAGAAUCGAUAAGCAUACUGACUGAAUCCGUAACAAAAUCAUUCAAACGUUUCCGUAAUCGUGGAUUCGCCAAUCGACCCGCCGAUCAUAAUCUCACCAAAGAAGGAAGAAUAAUGACUGCUGCUCAGCGGGACUAUCGAGAUCUCCAAAUAGCUCGUCGAAAUAGAGACGACUUAUCUGUUCUCCUUGAGCUCCGAGAUAUCGAAGACGAGCUUUCAACUAUAAUCAAACUUCUCGAUCAGCAAGAUGGUGUCAUCAAGAGUAUGAUGAAGUACUUUGAUCUAAAUGGCUGCGGAAAGAUGUUUCUUGAUGCGGCACAACUUAGGAUCGACGAGUAUCGAUCUCAGCUAGGAGAAAUGAAGGAGAACAGCCAUCUAGCCCAGAAAGCAGUCGAAACACUACUCGAUCUAAAGCAAAAGCAGGCAAAUGUUGACGAGGCCAAAAUGGCACGUUGGCAAGCUGAAGAAACGCAAAACCAAUCGCGUUCCUUAAUGGUUUUCACCAUUUUCACAGUCAUCUUUUUACCAUUAUCAUUCUUCACAUCCCUCUUCGGUAUCAACGCCCGAGAAUGGAGCGGUACUCCUGAGAAUCUACCAUUAUCGAAAAUGUUCGAGAUAGCAGCGCCGGCCUCAUUCGCCAUUAUAGCCGUUGCCCUCCUCAUGGCCUUUAGCGAAAGCUUAAGACAAGCAGUCACGAAAUCACACAAGAUAGGAUCAGGUCUAUGGGCCGAAUUUAUAUCCCAUCCUAUCCAAAGCUUUCUGCAUUGGAAUUCUUUCAAGAGGCGAAUUCCAUCGUUUGAUUUCUCCGAGGAUUCAAAGAUGAGGAAGCGCUUUGACCAUUAUCUGGGCUAUGAGCAACAUCGUGUAAAACUUGAUGAGGACUUUUGGAAGCGAAGACAGCAGGAUAAGAACUCGGUUUUGGAGGUUGAAUGGAGGAAUUUUAAAGUCUCUCAUCCUCGGGCAGGGGAGAAGUUAUCAGAGAAGACCAUGGAUAUACCCGAGGCUGGAUUUCAUGUCUGA
This is a messenger RNA of Penicillium angulare, 3408 nucleotides long. RefSeq lists its product as uncharacterized. Gene Ontology annotation, molecular function: metal ion transmembrane transporter activity. Lineage: Eukaryota; Fungi; Ascomycota; Eurotiomycetes; Eurotiales; Aspergillaceae. The record is from RefSeq and is a predicted model, not a curated record. The transcript is spliced from 11 exons. Gene Ontology annotation, biological process: metal ion transport; transmembrane transport. Bases 1 to 3408 code for a protein of 1135 amino acids. Gene Ontology annotation, cellular component: membrane.